GACGGACGCCCUCGCUCGUCUUUGCUUCGUGUCUAGCGGCUUUUUUUCCAAAUGGCAACGACGGCGGACGCCCAGCGCGAGCCGGCGGACGUCGCUGCGGUGUCGGCGCACCACGGCUGCCACCGCCACAACAACAACAGCAACAACAACAACAACAAUAACAACAACAACAACAAAGACAGCGAGGCGGGAGAGAGCGCGACCCCCGCCACCGCCGGCGAGACUGAACCCGGCGGGACGGCGUCGCAGAGCAUCGUUAACGGUUCAGUCAUCCACCCCAGCGGAGGGAAUAAUGGGAAGUGGGUCCGGCUGAACGUCGGCGGCACGGUGUUCCUCACGACGCGGCAGACACUCCUCAAAGAACAAACUUCGUUCCUGUACCGGCUGUGCCAGCAGCAGGACCUGCACUCAGACACGGAUGAGACGGGGGCCUACGUGAUUGACAGAGACCCCACCUACUUCGGUCCCAUCCUCAACUACUUGCGGCACGGCAAACUUGUCUACAACAAGGAGCUGGCUGAAGAAGGUGUCCUGGAGGAGGCUGAGUUUUACAACAUUACGCCACUGAUCAAACUGAUCAAGGAGAGGAUCGUGGAGAGGGACUCCAAAGCCACACAGCAGGUGCCCCCCAAGCACGUCUACCGGGUGUUGCAGUGUCAGGAGGAGGAACUGACCCAGAUGGUCUCCACGAUGUCGGACGGCUGGAAGUUUGAGCAGGUCAGCGUGCGCGCCUGCAGAAAGCCCCGCACUGGACUGCUCUGGACUAUGGUGAACAUCGGCUCAUCGUACAGCUACGGAACAGAAGACCAGGCUGAGUUUCUGUGUGUCGUAUCCAAGGAGCUCCACACACCCGGAUCUGGACUAGGCACAGAGCAGAGCCACAAAACUAAGCCGGCGGAGAUGCAGGCGGAGGAAGCAGCGAAGGAUGAUGAGGAGGAGGAGGAGGAGGGAGGGAGAGAUACCACACCAAAUGAGUGGCUUAGAGAAUGAGGGAGUCAUGUGUCUUUGUUCCAAAAAGAGGUGGGAAUGGCUUUUCCAGAUCCAUGGGUCCCGGAUGUAAGAAAACGCAAGAAUUUAAAUUAUUUUUUUCUAGGCUUAUUACGGCAUUCUGUACAUGGUCUGUUUGUGUGUUGUGUCAAUGGACAGUCAUCAAAACAAAUUUGUAGCAUUGUUAACAGUUCAUUGACAAAAUGCCAGUUAGAAAGAUUAACAAAUGACCAAAAAGGAAAAAAAACAACAACUUUAAACUCACAGUCAGUUUCAGCAGAAUCAUCAGUAAUAUUUUUCAGUGAAACUGAUUUUAUUAGUAGAAAUAAUCAUGUGUUGGUGUGUGCAAAUGUUAUAUUCCAUGGGCGGUAGUGGAGUUUAGUAAAUUACAACCAAAGAUCCAGAUUAAAGCUGGCUGAACCAAGGUGCUUAAUCACAAUAUGACAAGAAUAUCAAAUUUGAGGUAAACUGACAUUGUCUUUGUUACGUAGUGAGGAGCUGUUACUGCGUCACUAUGGUCUAAAACAUAGCAGAUGGUGCAGAAGAAGAUUAGACUGCAUCUGUGUUGUGCCGUUUUGGAUUAUUAUAUUUCCUAAUGUUAACACAGCUGGCAUGGAGGCAUUCAUCAGUUAAUCAAAAUUAAAUCAAUAUUCCAGAGCCUACUUUCCACCCAAUGAUAUAUGCAGUUGUUCCCCAAACUUUAUACUCAAGACUAUUAUUCCUGUAGUCUUCUCAUUUGUUUUCCCCGAGGCGGAAGUUUGCUCAUGAAAAAAGAAAACACCUCUUGGCUCAGAUACAGACAAACACAGUGAUCCCUCCAGCCGUCGACUGCAAAUAUUUUAGCCAAGACCAACUUUACUUUGUCGUUAAGCUUGUAGGAAAUAAUGUUGGUAAUUUAGUUAUUUGUUGCUCUCAGAGUGAACCUGGGUUAACGCUGGUUUUAUCUCGUUGUACACAGGCUCCAAAGCUCGUGUAAGCCUGGAGCAGAUCCUGGCAGUGAGCACUGCAUAUAAAAGCUUGUUAAACCACCUGUUCUAGCCUUACUGAGAGGUGGCCUCGUGCAAGUCAGCCCUCCUUCAGUUCUGAGGUGUGUUGGCCCUGGUAUACCUGCUUGCAGAUCUAGUUAUGUGCUCUCAGUGUGAACAUGGGUUAACACUGGCUUGACCUCGCUGUGUUCGAUGCUAGCCAUUUAUUGGUUUGAUUGGCUUUAAAUUGACAGAUGGAAAUAGUGGAGCUGGUAGAAAAACAUGGGAAUUUGUUGGUAUGGGAUAUGUAUGAGCAGCCAGCACUCACAUACUGCGACGACAAAAACACACACUUCUCCACAUUUCACCCUGCACCAGCACCCUGAUACACACCCGGUGCAUUCUCAGCAGCAGCAGCAGCAGCAGCAGCGUCCUCUCAGUCUGUCGCCCUCACCCGGGUCCAGAGCCAGCUUUGGCCUUAGCUGACAGAGAGCUGUUGGCAUGAGUAUGGAAAGGCUUGAACUGAGAGACACGGAGAAGGGUAGAGGGAGGGAAGGAGGUAGAUCAAGCUGAGGAGGAGAGGGUGAGACAGGAAGAUGAGGUGAAUCACUGUUUUGUAAUUAGUGAUGGUAACCGUUAACUCUGUCUGUCUUUGUUAAGAUAAGGAACAGCGCUUAACUCGUACUAUCAACUCAUAGUGGACAGAUCUGCCGCAGUGCAGGUGUAUGAUUGAAAAGGAUUUUAAGAAGCCUUUGGUUAGAUAACACAUGACUUUUAAUGACCUCUGCUGGCAGAUUGUGGGAACUGCACUGCAGAUCGAGUCCCCUGCACACAGGUCUGUGGCCUGACAGUAGUUUCUAAUGAUGUGUAACAAAAUGAACUAUAUGAAUGAAGUGUAAUUGAAUUUAUUUCUAGUUGUCAUUCAGCAAAGACACCUCCCAUGGGGCUUUACAGCAAUCUGGAGGUGUAGUUGUUGAAUGCUAGAAAAUAAAGGGUUACACAUUCCUUAAAAAUAACAGGGUGUCCAGUUUUUAUCAGCAGGUAAUAAAAUGAAUAAAUUCGCAUCUAGCCUAUAAUAUUCCUACAAUAGUCCAAUAUCAUUUCGUAGCUUAUCAGAGACCAUGUAACCAAAAUAAAAUACGGAAAAUACAUGUCAGAAGAACAGAUGCUAACAUGGAAACGGGGCAGCACUCCGGCUCUCUUCCGGAGCAUUUCUUGGAGGCAUAAAUAACUACAAAAACUGAGUUAAUGCAGAGCGGUAGGGUCCAAACAACCAAAAACAUUACAACAAAAAAUGGAAUAGAAGAAAGGGCAACCAUACAAAGUUAGCUAGAAAGUCCAGUUGACUUUCCAAAUUCAAGUUAGCCACACUAGCCAGAUGAGAUAUACUAGCCAACAGCUGUCUAGAUAAGAUGUUAAACAGCUUUCAAACAUCCUGUAAUGCGUGAUAAUGAAUGACUGAAAUCAGAAAGCAGUGCCAUCUUUAUUUCUUUUCACAGAAAUCCAGUUUUUUUUUUAAAAAGCUUAAUUGAAGGUUAAACAGCUUGGCACAUUUAGUUUUUAGUUAAUGUUACUCAAACAUGGAUAGAUGUUGCAGUUCUUUGGCUCCGCUCACUGAGAUUUACCACCACCAGGGAGAUUAUUUCUGCCUCUGAGACCUCUGCAGCCGCUUUGGGCGUUGGCUGUCAGCAGCUUACGUCUGACCCCCUUACUACUUAGCUCCUGUGUAACACCGACUGACCAUCAACAUACAGGAAACACACACACACACACACACACACACACACACACACACACACACUCGAGCUGUUUUAUGCAGGCAAUAAGAGUCUCUCAGUGUGAGACUAUAGAGAAUUAAGUUCAUGGUUGGAAACUUUCUUUAGCAUUUGGAACAUUUUGAUAAUUAAAUCUGAAAAAAUAGACUGCAAAUACAUUAUUGUGUGUCUGUGUGUGUGUGCGCAUAAGAUAGUGUCUCAUCCAUUUGUAGUGUUAAAUAAAAACAGACCUUUAGGAUCCUUCCAAUACCGUAUUAGCUGGAUUAGGAGAAUACAAUAAAUGUUAGAAUAGUGAAGAUACAGUUAGUCAUCAUGCGUAGGAUAAUCAUGACAGUGAUAUUAGCAGGAGGGAGAAGACUGAAAGAGACACAGGUAUGUUUAUUGUUUUGUUACUUCAGAUUUUUGUGACUCUUUAAACUUGGAUCAUUCGGUGCCUUGAGUUCAAGCAGCAAAACUGGCGUGUCUGAAGACCGACAUGUCACAAUGAUCAUACGUGUUAUUACAUGCAUUUUUUUUAAAAUAGCUGUUUAAAUAUUUUAGUCAAAAAAUGGGUAGUUCACAGCCUCACUUAGAGUCCAGUCCAGGUUAAAUUUCUUCCAGUACAUAAUUGUUCUGAGAAUUUUGUUUUUCAGAAGGUGUUCCAGUAGAGAUAAAGAACGUACACACACUGAACAUGCAGCUGCAUGUUUGAGGUAAUGCUGUUUAAGCCAGCUCUUGGAGAAGGUUUUAGCCGUUUUGUAUAAAAUGUCAUGCCUUUUUUUU
Xiphias gladius (swordfish) is the source of this 4489-nucleotide messenger RNA. It is a transcript of the gene kctd17, whose product is annotated as potassium channel tetramerization domain containing 17. The coding region runs from base 52 to 990 and encodes 312 amino acids. NCBI's taxonomy places the organism in Eukaryota, Metazoa, Chordata, Actinopteri, Istiophoriformes, Xiphiidae. Gene Ontology annotation, cellular component: cytoplasm; Cul3-RING ubiquitin ligase complex. Gene Ontology annotation, molecular function: cullin family protein binding. The record is from RefSeq and is a predicted model, not a curated record. Gene Ontology annotation, biological process: protein homooligomerization; proteasome-mediated ubiquitin-dependent protein catabolic process. The transcript is spliced from 7 exons.